This is a messenger RNA of Lepisosteus oculatus (spotted gar), 2112 nucleotides long. It is a transcript of the gene slc37a2, whose product is annotated as solute carrier family 37 member 2. Lineage: Eukaryota; Metazoa; Chordata; Actinopteri; Semionotiformes; Lepisosteidae. Gene Ontology annotation, biological process: glucose-6-phosphate transport; phosphate ion transmembrane transport. Gene Ontology annotation, cellular component: endoplasmic reticulum membrane. The record is from RefSeq and is a predicted model, not a curated record. Gene Ontology annotation, molecular function: glucose 6-phosphate:phosphate antiporter activity.
GUCACAUGCUAGUCUGCUCACCCAGCCCGUAGCCUGCGGUAGCCCGGAGCCGGGGCUUUGUGGAAAAAAUACGCGGAGUCGGUGAACGUUUUUAGCGAAGAAUAACAAUCAUGUGAUGGCGAAAAGGAAAAUAUAGCGGUAGAAUUAAGCUUGCCGACCCCCUCAGAAAACUGACAAAGCACAUCGAGUGACAAUGAGGUCUUCGCUGGCGCCUGGGAUCAGGCUCAUCACGUCUUUUUCAAGAGAGAGCUGGUACCGCGGCUUCGCUCUGUUCCUGACGUUCCUCUUCUACACCAGCUACCACCUGUCCCGAAAGCCCAUCAGCAUCGUCAAGAGCGAGCUCCACAGGAACUGCUCCUUUGUCAUCCGUCCGCCGGACUUCAACGCCUCCAACAAUGAGACGUGGUGCGACUGGGCGCCGUUCGACCAGGACAACUACCAGAAGCUGUUCGGGGCUCUGGACAACUCCUUCCUGGUGGCCUACGCCAUUGGGAUGUUCAUAAGCGGGAUCUUCGGGGAGCGUCUGCCCCUGCGCUACUACCUCUCCUCGGGGAUGCUCCUCAGCGGCUUCUUCACGGCCCUCUUCGGCCUGGGCUUCUACUGGAACAUCCACAGCAUCUGGUUCUACGUCUUCGCCCAGGUGAUGAACGGGCUGGUGCAGACGACCGGCUGGCCGGCAGUGGUGACCUGUGUGGGAAACUGGUUCGGAAAGGGGAAGCGAGGGCUGAUCAUGGGCAUCUGGAACUCUCACACAUCCGUGGGCAACAUUUUGGGGUCCUUGAUUGCAGGGGUCUUUGUGUCCUCAGCCUGGGGGAUGUCCUUCAUCGUGCCUGGCAUCAUCAUCGGCUUCAUGGGCCUGGUCUGCUUCUUCUUCCUGGUGGAAAAGCCCGAGGAUGUGAAUUGUGACCCUCCUCAGCAUCAUGACAGCCCAGAGCAGGAGCCGCUGCUUCAGAGCUGCUGCAGCAAUGAAGAGAUUUUCGGGAGCCCAACACAUAGCCCAGUGAACGGGCCAGUCACCCCCGAAUCCACGUACGAGGAGCCAGAGGCUAUCAGCUUCAUGGGUGCACUCAGAAUUCCAGGGGUGGUGGAGUUUUCCUUGUGUCUGCUGUUCGCCAAGCUGGUCAGCUACACUUUCCUCUACUGGCUGCCCCUCUACAUUGCUAACGUUGCUCACUUUGAAGCCAAGGCUGCAGGAGACAUGUCCACACUGUUUGACGUGGGAGGAAUUCUGGGGGGCAUCUUGGCCGGCGUCGUCUCGGACUACACGGGGGGUCGGGCCACGACCUGCUGUGUCAUGCUCAUCGUGGCCGCGCCCAUGUUAUUCCUGUACAAUCAUGUGGGACAGAAUGGUCUGGGGACAACAAUAGGGAUGCUGAUGCUGUGUGGUGGGCUGGUGAACGGCCCCUAUGCCCUGAUCACCACUGCCGUGUCCGCGGACCUGGGAACUCAUGAAAGCCUGAGAGGGAACUCCAAAGCAUUGUCGACGGUAACCGCUAUCAUCGAUGGAACUGGUUCCAUAGGAGCUGCUCUGGGACCUCUGUUAGCAGGACUGAUCUCUCCUACCGGCUGGAACAACGUGUUCUACAUGUUAAUUACUGCCGAUAUCUUGGCCUGCCUGCUGCUCAGUAGACUCGUGUUCAAGGAGGUGAGAGGCUGGUGUGGCAGCAACGCGAGACAGAGAGGGUUUAAAGAAAUCUGAUGGCUGGAUCAGUGGAGGAAUAAGCUUCGCUAACUCACACGGAACAAUGAAACGACAGCAAAAAAAGAACAUGUGGGAAAAUAAAGGGACCGGGGAGGCAUCUACUGUAGCUUUGAUGCCAGCCCCUUCUCUACAGGAUAUCCUUUGAGGUACAGAGGACAAGCAGAUAAAUGACCAAAUAAGGGACUUUCAUCACUCAGCUGGGGCGAAAAAACAUCAAUGGUACAAAGAGAAGACGGGAUGAGAUUAAAGGAGCCAAAGAAGAAACCAUCAAUAUUGUCAUCCCCCAGUUGUCAGGGACUGUCCACGUGGUGACAAAGCUUUCCUAAUUAACACUUGAGUGCUCUAAUGACUAAUGUCUCUCUGAUCUCGCCUUGUAUUUCUUUUAUCAUUAAAAUUGUACUAAAAAUGUG